This is a messenger RNA of Acanthochromis polyacanthus (spiny chromis), 4310 nucleotides long. It is a transcript of the gene chrm3a, whose product is annotated as cholinergic receptor, muscarinic 3a. Gene Ontology annotation, biological process: adenylate cyclase-activating adrenergic receptor signaling pathway. Bases 447 to 2405 code for a protein of 652 amino acids. NCBI's taxonomy places the organism in Eukaryota, Metazoa, Chordata, Actinopteri, Pomacentridae. Gene Ontology annotation, molecular function: G protein-coupled acetylcholine receptor activity. The transcript is spliced from 4 exons. Gene Ontology annotation, cellular component: plasma membrane. The record is from RefSeq and is a predicted model, not a curated record.
GCGCCCUUGGAGAUCCCGCGGUGCUCCACACAUCGCCGCCCAAAGCCACGGCUCGGUGUUAGCGGAAGGUGGCGAGCCACGGUGGCUGCGCACCGUUAGCGCUUCAGAUGUGACUAGGUUGGACUGCGUACUGCUGCUGUGCCAAACAUGGAGCCGCGACAAGUUUGACUGGAUUGUCCUUUUCCUCAUCUUACUUGUACCGCCUGUGACUGCGCGCAUCAGGGGGAUGAUGUGAGACGAUAUGAUCUGGCUGGAGGAGGAUAAUCGUGCACCCCCAGUUGACAGCAUGGACACCAAAAGGCACUCCGCUGAAAGGUGACCUCCAGACACUUCACCUCCCAGCAACUUUUGUUUUGAGUCGGCGCUUUGAAGUACAACAGAAUAGCUCCUCAAGAUGGAUGGAUCUUGGUAAAGACCUUCUGUCAAGAUAAUGCCAGAACAUAACAAUGAGCUCCAACAGCACAGACCCUGGUCUCUUCCUGACUGCCAACACCUCACCACCAGCGGCCGGAGCCUACACGCAAUCCAAUGCUCUCCACCAAGGAGGAACCAGUGGAGUCCCCUGGACGGUUUUCUAUGGGAACACUCUGGAUGAUAAUUCCUCCUCCACCAGCACACUCUUUAACCACUCUUUCACCACAGAAUCCCCAAAUGGGAAUGAAACAGUCCUUGGCUCUCUGGGUGGUCACCCUGUGUGGCAGGUUGUCCUCAUUGUCCUGCUGACAGGCAUGCUGUCACUGGUCACCAUCAUCGGCAAUGUCCUGGUGGUGGUGUCCUUCAAGGUUAAUCGCCAGCUAAAGACAGUCAAUAACUACUUCCUGUUGAGCUUAGCUGUUGCUGACCUCAUCAUAGGAGUCAUUUCCAUGAACCUCUACACAGCUUACCUUGUGAUGGGCUACUGGGCCAUGGGCACCUGGGCCUGCGACCUGUGGCUUGCUAUAGACUAUGUGGCAAGCAAUGCAUCAGUUAUGAACCUGCUGGUUAUCAGCUUUGACCGCUACUUUUCAGUCACUCGGCCUUUGACCUACCGGGCCAAACGGACCACAAAGCGAGCUGGGAUCAUGAUCGGCUUAGCCUGGUUUGUGUCUCUCGUUCUGUGGGCCCCAGCCAUCCUGCUAUGGAAGUAUAUUAAGGGUGAAAGGACAGUGCCCUCAGAUGAAUGCUACAUUCAGUUCCUCUCCGAGCCCAUCAUAACCUUCUGCACAGCCAUGGCGGCUUUUUAUCUGCCUGUGACAAUAAUGUGUGUUCUGUACUGGCGCAUUUACAAGGAAACACAGAACCGAUCAAAAGAGCUGGCUGGGUUGCAGGGUUCGGGUGGCCGUGGUGGGUCCGGUGAAAAAGGUCAGAAUAACGGAGGAGAGAGAGCCAGUUUUGUCCGUCAGACAGGAAGUUCUAGAAGUUGCAGCAGUUAUGAGUUAACCAGGUUGUCCAAGCGGAAGAGCACUUGUCAAGAGCUGGUUGGACGCUUCCACUGCUGGCCUGGGAUUCGUUCGUGGAGACCUGGUAGUACCCGGCAGGGAGACGGCGAUCCAGACCAGAGCAGCAGUGAUAGCUGGAACAACAACGAUGCUGCGAUCUCUUUGGACCAGUCUGGGUCUUCAGAGGAUGAGGAUUGUGGGGGAAGAGAGAUGAUUUCCCAGAGUCAUGCUAUUUUCUCCAUUGUCCUUAGCCUACCUGGUAUAAAGGCUGCUGUCAACUCCCAGCUAACCUCCUGUGAGGACCUGGACGCAGCCUCAGAGGAGGAUCCCCUCAGGGGAGCAGAGUAUAACCGAGACAGCCUUUCAUCAGUCACCACCAACACCACUGCCACUAUUACUCCAGAGGGAGCAAACAAUUCAGAAAAUAGCUACCACCAACGCUUCUGCUCACGCAAGAUUCAGUCGAUGUCUACCAUCCAGGCUGCCGCUAACCAAGCCUCUCUGGAUGGUAGCUCAACAGCCACUGCCACUGACAGCACUACCACCAGCACAGCCACUAAAUCCCCCUCAGUCCCAUUAUCCUUCAAAGAGGCGGCUAUGGCGAAGCGUUUUGCUGCCCGAGCUCGGACUCAGAUCACCAAGAGGAAACGCAUGUCUUUAGUGAAGGAGAAGAAGGCAGCUCAAACUCUCAGCGCCAUCCUCUUGGCUUUCAUCAUCACAUGGACACCAUACAACAUCAUGGUACUGAUCAAUGCCUUCUGUAAAAAUCCCUGCAUCCCAGGGACCCUGUGGGCAGUAGGGUACUGGCUGUGCUAUGUCAACAGCACGGUCAACCCCAUGUGCUAUGCCCUGUGCAACAAGACUUUCCGUACAACAUUUAAGAUGAUACUGUUGUGCCGCUGGGACCAGAAAAAAAGGAGGAAGCAACAGUUCCAGCAGAGGCAGUCAGUGGUAUUCCAUAGGAGGAUUCCCAGGGAGUCUACGUAAAUGACUGAAAGUUCAGAUGGUUGAUAACAAAAUUGAAAGAUGAAACAUAGGACAAGGAAAAGAAAGGAGCAUCCAUGUACUUGUUUCUGUGGAGUUUCUUCUGCCUAGAGAUCCUUAAUGUUUUUCUCUUGCGGUAUAUGUUUGUGUUGGUGCAUUCAUUUAGCAAGGCUGUACAUGUGCGUGACAGUUUGCAUACGGUGAGGUCCAGAGAUGAAAGCUUUCGCCUCUGUCCUUGAAGAACUCCUUACCAAUUCAUGCAAGUGCAGCUGAGAGAAGAUGAACUGAGCGGAAAACAAUAGAAAAGGGCUUUAAAAUGCUUUGCAGGAGAAAUAUUGAAGUGCAAUUGACACAAAUGGAACGGUUGUCUUUGUCACAGGGUUUGGGGAUUCACAUUUCUUAUCAUUUCUCUCUGUGGGUAGCUAGAUGUGUAACGUGCAGAGUGGUUUUGCAUUUCAAACAAAACUAUGUAUCUGUAAUGUGUCACUGAAAGCCAAGAUAAAAACUAUUUUGUGUUCACAGGCUUCUGCAUUUUACUGAUUCUCCCUGCCAUCUUCUUGACUGGCAUGUGUUUUUAUCAGAACUUCUGUACUUUGCCUUUCUAAAUGGAUAUAGCUUUCCUGUGUCUGAUGGAAUAUAAAAAAGUUCUUAACUUGUGUCUUUACUUUCAGUCAACAGAGAUCUGUUAUUUUUGUGAUAUCCAUCUUUGGUUUUCUAGAUAUUCCAGAGAUUUUUGAGCCAGUCUGAAAAUGAUUCUUUUGAUGAACUGAGUUGUGAAUAUUCUGUGUGGCACUACAGUCAGUGAACUGCUGUUGUGUUCGAUGUGAUUGUUGUGGUUUUUAUGGUGGAGACAAUAAGUACAUUGGUUGUGUUUUAUGUACUUGCGGUUUUCUGUCAAAAGUAAUGAUUAUAUUGUGUUUGUGUACCUUUGGAUAUUUCUGAUCUGAUACACAAUGGUUAUUGCGCACACAAAGAUGUCCAUUUAUGAAGACGUGUGUUUUGAUUUUACACUAUCUUUUAAAUUUCUACAAAACAAAAUGUCCAGGGAGCUCUUUUGUAAAAGGCCAACCAUCUUUCAUAGUAGAGCAAUGGCAGCCUCUAGUGGAGAGAGGCCAUCAAUCUACCUUCUACACGGCAGUAUCAAAUCCUAUUCUACCAAUAUGCAGACAACAAAACUGCAAUUAUUGUGCAUCAAUUAUUCAUGCUUUAAGCCUGUUGGUUUCAAGAAUUGGCUUAUAAAUAUUCCAUUAAAUUUAAAUUAAAAAUGUAGUAAAAGCAUGACCACAAACACUGAUGGUACCACAUUUUUGUCAUGAUGUGAUUCUUGUUAUUUUCCUAUGAUUUGUGGAUGAAGCAUUUCUUCUUUAAAGUUACUGUUGAGACUUACAGCAAAUGAUUUGUAUAUAGAACAGAUGUCUUGGUUUACAGCAUCAUCAGGUUUUUUUCUAUACAGAAAGUGGACAAACACCACAUACUGACCACCAAGAGUCAUCAUGAAGAUGAAGAAUUCAUUUUGAUUUGGAUUUGUCAUGCACUCUAUACUAUUUUUAUCUUCAGUUGAAAGUAUUUUGCAGCAUUAUCACACCCAAACCUUACAUUAUGAAUAUUAUACAGAAGAUACCGAAGGCAACGGACAGACUGUAUUAUGACUUGCUACGGUGAGAGUAGAUUGGAUUAUGUCGGAUGCAACAGAGAUGUUAAGAAUAUCCCAUUCCUGUCAUCGGUGGAUAUUUUUGUUCUGCAUUCAACACAGUGUUCUCCAAUGACAUGAUAUGUUCUUCAUCAAAAUAUGAGUUAUUUUGUACUUAAACAUUGGAAAUGUAAACUACCAAAAUGGUGAAAACAACAUUUUCAGUAUGCCAACAUACUCAUAUUUUAAGUCAAUAAACAAAAACUUUUUGACCAAAA